Molecule: messenger RNA, 1543 nt
Organism: Malania oleifera
Lineage: Eukaryota; Viridiplantae; Streptophyta; Magnoliopsida; Santalales; Ximeniaceae
Exons: 1
Coding region: 124-1260 (378 amino acids)
Source: RefSeq, a predicted model, not a curated record
AGUCUCCUCCCCCAUCAACCUGUGGUUUUUUCUUUUUCACCCAUUUAACCUCAACCACCUCUCUCCGUGCCUCUCAAAAUCUUGAUUACCCAGUUCAGAUUUUGGCAGCUAAAUUUGCAAGAGAUGAAGGGAAUGAAGGUAAAAUUGCUGAAAAAACUGAAAACGAUUCGGCAAAUCGGUUAUGUGAAACCAGACCGGGUUCUUCACGCCAAUGCAUCCGAUGGGUUCGUCGAUACUUUCACGAACGAUAAAGUUCAAACCCAUCUAUUUCGUAGAGAGCCAGAGAAGAAGCAGAUCGAUCGGAUCGGUGAAGCAGGACAGGAGCUCGACGUUAUCGACGUUUCGGAGCUUAUGAGAGACCUUGAAGACCAGGAAAUGGAGUUCGAUGACGAUGUGGACAAUAAAGAGAACAUUGGUCUACCAGCAAACUCGAAAAACUCAAUUGGUUCCACGGGCAAGUCAGACAUUUUGGCUCCAUCCGAGCUCAGAUGCCGCCGGAGUGGAGCAUCGGAUGCCGCCGGAUUAUCAGAAUUGAGAGUCGAAAAUUUUAUACACAACCCAUUAUUGGAGAUCGACAUUUCCUCUUUCAGAAGGCCGGAUCUCAACUCCGGCAGCCUCUUCGACCCCAACCUCCUUGCGGCCUUCCAGCAGGCAGUGACAGAGCACAAUAGAAUUAGCGAAGCAGAGAGGAAAGCUCGAAUCGAUAAAGCGGAUUGCGAAACCCGCAAAGAUUCCAUCGAUGAACCUCCAUUGAAGGCUCGUCGGGUUGAGGAGAAAGAUGACCCUCUGUCGCAUUUCGAAGAGAAGUGCCCGCCGGGCGGAACCGAUUCGGUAAUUCUUUACACCACGAGUCUCAGAGGGAUAAGAAAGACAUUUGAAAACUGUAACAGCAUUCGGUUCUUGUUAGAAAGCUUCCGGGUACUGUUUUACGAGAGGGAUUUGUCGAUGCACAAGGAAUUUAAGGAGGAAAUGUGGACGAUGGUGGGUGACAGAGGAGUUCCUCCAAGGCUGUUUAUAAAAGGGAGGCACAUUGGGGGAGCAGAGGAGGUUCUGGCGCUGCACGAGCAGGGAAAACUCCGGCCGCUACUUCAGGGGAUUCCGAUCGAUCGAUCACAGAGUCCGUGCGAAAGUUGUGCCGGAAUUCGUUUUGUGCUCUGUUUUAGGUGCAACGGAGGCCGUAAGAUUAUUUCUGAUGACUCGUCGGAUAGGUGCCCGGAGUGUAAUGAGAAUGGAUUGCUUAUAUGCCCAAUGUGCUGCUGAAUAAAAUAUAUAUAUAUAUAUAUAUAUAUAUAUAUAUAUAUGUGCAGUUCAUUCAAAUUUUUGUGGGUAAUGUUGCGUUAUAAUUAUAUAUUCUUCAAUUUUUUAAAGUUGGGGGGUGUGGCUGAAGAAGUGAAAAUGGAUUGGAUUGAAUUUUCUUUGGCUUUGCUAGUUGUUUCAUUGUUUGUGAAUGGACCAUUUCAGAUUCACCAUGUAAAAUUAAAGUAGAAUAAUUUGAAUGGGCUUUAGGAGCUUUCAGAACUCUCUCUCUUUGUUUUAAUUAAAA